This is a messenger RNA of Necator americanus (New World hookworm), 3549 nucleotides long. RefSeq lists its product as uncharacterized. Gene Ontology annotation, biological process: peptidyl-threonine phosphorylation; regulation of cell junction assembly; Rho protein signal transduction. Gene Ontology annotation, molecular function: ATP binding; small GTPase binding; Rho-dependent protein serine/threonine kinase activity. Bases 1 to 3549 code for a protein of 1182 amino acids. Lineage: Eukaryota; Metazoa; Nematoda; Chromadorea; Rhabditida; Ancylostomatidae. The record is from RefSeq and is a predicted model, not a curated record. The transcript has 32 exons. Gene Ontology annotation, cellular component: cytoplasm; cytoskeleton.
AUGGUGGAGUCAGCAUUGGUCGGGCAUCUGCUCGACCCACGCUCUCCACUGAACGUUGAAAGUUUACUGGAUGCCAUCACCGCUCUACUUAUUGACUGUAAAAUUCCGUCUUUAAUGCGUAUUAAAAGCAUAGACAGUUUUAUUUCUAGAUAUCAACAAGUUAUAGAACAAGUAUCGCAACAAAGGUUGAAAGGCUCAGAUUUUCGGUUACUGAAGGUGAUUGGUAGAGGCGCGUUUGGAGAAGUGCAGCUGGUACGGCACACGUUAACGAAUAAUGUCUACGCGAUGAAGUUACUUAACAAGGAUGACAUGAUCAAGCGCUCAGACUCUGCCUUUUUCUGGGAGGAGAGAGACAUAAUGGCUCAUGCGAACUCCGACUGGAUUGUUCGGCUUCACUAUGCCUUUCAAGAUCAAAGAUAUCUCUAUAUGGUCAUGGAGUACAUGCCUGGUGGUGACUUGGUCAAUCUCAUGACAACAUACGACGUACCAGAGAAAUGGACUCGUUUCUAUGCUGCCGAACUUGUAGAAGCGCUUGCUGCUCUACAUUCGAUGGGCUAUAUACACAGAGAUGUUAAACCAGACAACAUGUUGAUCUCUCGAAGUGGUCAUAUUAAACUUGCCGAUUUUGGGACGUGUGUUAAAAUGAAUAAGAACGGAGUAAUCAAGUGUUCGACUGCUGUUGGUACUCCCGAUUACAUCGCACCUGAGAUUCUGCAAAAUCAAGGGAAGGAAGCUGAAUUUGGCACAGAGGUAGAUUGGUGGGCUGUUGGAGUUUUCAUUUACGAAAUGCUGAUUGGCGAAACGCCAUUCUUUGCUGAGGCACUUGUUUCCACGUACUCAAAUAUCAUGGACCACAAAAACAGCCUUCGCUUCCCCGAUGAACCAGCGAUUUCGACUCAUGCGAAGGAUCUUAUUCGAAAGUUCCUCUCCUCGGCUGAUGUUCGGCUAGGAAAAUCAGUGGAUCAAAUAAGGGAACAUCCGUUUUUCAAGAACGACGAGUGGACAUUUGAAACUCUACGAAAUGCCACUCCCCCUGUUAUUCCUGAACUGAAGGGAGAUGAUGAUACAACCCAUUUUGAAGACAUUGAGGCGAAACCGCUGCAGGAGUCUUUCCAGUUGCCGAAAACUUUCAUAGGAAAUCAGUUGCCGUUCAUUGGUUUUACAUAUUCGAAUGAGCUUAGUCCAAUUUUGAAAAUACAAGAAGCUACUGCUGCCUCUGCGAGCACUAGCAGUGUUAUUUCGAAUACGUCUUCUAAGACAAAUGGUGUAUCUGAAAGUGAUUAUGAGGAAGUCACACGGAAACUCAGUGCAGCCAAAACAGCGGCCUCAGAAUCCGAGAAGAAAUUGCGAUCUCAUGCUGAAGAGUUGAGCAGGAAAGAAGAAACGAUCCGCAAAUUAGAGGCAGAGGUAGCAAGAUGUGCCGAAAGCAUGCGCAUUACGGAAUCUGAAAUGAUGCAAAUGCAAGAGCGAGUGCGUCAACUUACCGAGUCAGCAAAUGAUCGUCGAAUGGAACAAGAGCUGAGGGUUCAAAGGGAAGUUGUCAGAAGUUUAGAGGAGAAGCUGUCCAAGGCUCGUGAAGAUGAAGCAGCUGCUAAGGUGGAAACGCGAGAAGUUCUGAAUAAGCUUGCUGAGGAGAAGGAGGCAGCCCGUCGUCAAUCUCUAACUAUUGGGGAUCAGAAACGAGAAAUUGAGACGUUGAGGUCAAAGAUUACCGAUCAAAGUUCGAAAGAAGAUGAGCUUACCAGGAAACUUAAGAAGGCGUUGGAGGACAGAAAGGAAAAUGGAAUCUUUCAGGAGUCUUUAUCACUUGCCAAGCAGUCUGAGAUGGAAAUGGAAAAGAAACUCGAACAAACGUUGAAACAGGUGGAACAGCUUAAACGUGAACUGUAUCAAGAAACGAAGAAAAAAGCCGAGACUCAGACAGAACUCACAAACGUUGCCAAAAAGCUUGCUGGAAGCUCCUCAAAUGAACGAUAUCUUAUUGAGGAAAACACCAAACUGAAGAGGGAUUUGCAUGACUACGAGGUACGAUUAGAAGUGCUGAAACAAGAAAACUGUAGUCUUGAGUAUCGAUUGAGUAACAGUCAGGAGGAACAGAGCAGAGAUCAACAGUGUAUUACGCUGUACCAAAGUGAGAUCAAAAUGGCGCAAGAACAUGCUGAAGACCGCGAGAAAAUGUUAAGAAAUUCCGUAUUGGAGUGGGAGAAAGUUGCCGAUCAAUACAAGAACCUUGCUGAAAAUGAACGCUUGGCUAGGCAGAUUGCUGAAACUAACGUAAGUGAGUUCGAUAAAGAAAAGACCAUGCUCAAGGAGGAAGUCAAGCAGCUGGUAGCCAGACAUGAGAAAGAGAUACAAGCUAAGGACAUGCAAAUAGCUAUUCUAAGCGAACGCGAAUCCGAACUUGAGCUGUCGCGAUCAAUGAACCACCUGAACGAGAAAGCAGCUGAGAUUGAGGAAGCAGAAACUGUGAUUGCCGAUCUCAGAAGAAAGUUGGAUCUCGAGAAGAUGUCCAAGAGAGCUGUCAUUCUGAAAUUGGAGGAAGAGAUGGCGAAACGAGUUGUAGACAAGAAAGGUGGCAAACAGCACAUAACCAGAUCAGAUUUGUUGAAGAAGGAUAGAGAAAUUAUUCAACAACAACAGGAAAAUCGUCGUCUUUUGGCCCGACUAGACGAAGUUUACAGCGAUAGGGAACGAAUGAUGACGGAUAUGACGAGAGAGUUGGAAGAUGAACAACGUGAGAACGAUGCUCUGCGAAUGGAAUUGAGAGAACUUAAAGAGGAGUUGGAUGAGGUGAGACGACGACGUGAUGGUGCGAUCGAUGACACUAGGUCGGUCGACUCUCGUGAUAGUAUCCCACAUACGAUACGCAACCUACCACACUCUGGUUGGGUAUCCAUGAAACCGGAGAAAAGAAGUGCGGGAAGUAGGAAAUUGAAGUGGGUCCAAUACUACGCAGUUCUCAAUCACGUUGCAUUCCAACUUUUCCCUGAUGAAAAGCCUCAUUCCGCAGCGGUAAUGUCCAUAGAUACUCGUCAGUUGUGUCACGUUCGUCUAGUUACAGCCGCUGAUGUUCGUGUAGCAGAUGCUGAACAGAUUCGCAGGAUAUUCCAUAUAAUGUUUGACGACCGUGACAGCGGAUCGACAAGUCGAAAUGCCUCAACGAACGACUUGAGCAUGACAUCAGUAUCACAGAAAGAUGAAUCUUGGAAAAAUCAUGACUUCCAAGAAUUGACAUUCCAUGUAAGCACUUACUGUGACAUUUGUCAUAAAAAUUUAUCGGGAUUAUUGCGACCAGCGCCUGCUUAUGAAUGCAAGAAUUGUCGGCUCAAGAUCCACAAAGACCACAUAACGUCUCCGCAUUUAAGCGCUUGUAAAUAUACCGGUGUUGUUCGGGAAUGGUUGUUGAUGGCCUUAACUCGUGAAGAGUGCAACAUGUGGGUUAGUCUGCUACAACGAGUGAUGGCAUCGCAUGGAUCGAAUCCCAUCUCUCGUGUGUCUUCGAAAAUCCGCCAUCAGCCAUCUAAUAGCCAUUCGGGCAGCAUUAACUAG